GUUUUAAACAGACAAAUUUCUGAGAAAACUAUUCGGGGAGUAUAUGCCAAAACAAAAAAAAAUCGAGAAAAACUAAAUAAAUAGUUAAAAGUCAAGUCAGAGAUUUCGAUUGGAUAGCAUAAACACACGCAGUUGCUAUAAACAAAAGCCCGAACGUGAAUCGAGCCUCAGUUCGAAAGAAAAGCUUGCGUAGGGUAGCAGAGCUGCUAGGGCUGCGAUAGAAAAAGGCAAAGUCUUCGAGCGAAUGGAUGCACACGGUGCCAAAAGAACAGCCGAGCCCAACGCGUACGAGCAGCUGGCCAAGAAGAUCUUGCGUCCCACCGUUGCCGAUUCGCAGUCGACCAUGCCCACCCAUCUGAAUGAGCGUGGCGCUCCGCCCAAAGCUGACUCGGAGCCCAAUGUCGAGCCAAGCCCAGCAGCGACAUCUGGUUUCCUAAACGAGGUACUUUAUGCCCUCUAUGGCGACACUACGGGACAUCCGGAGAAUGGCAGCUUCAGCUACCACAAGGCGGCCGAGCACUAUGCUUUGCAUGGUGGGGAUUAUCUAAUGCAGCCACCGGCGCCGAGCUUUAGCGGCGAAGGUGGAGGCGUGGCCCAGAAGGCGCAGCCGGCGCCGCCAGGCUUCGAUCGUGGGGCCAAAGCGCUCUACGAUCGCAAGUAUCCGGUUGGAGUAGGGCAUAAUCCUCGUCCAGGAUCUGUAAGUAAAUGA
Molecule: messenger RNA, 709 nt
Organism: Drosophila navojoa
Lineage: Eukaryota; Metazoa; Arthropoda; Insecta; Diptera; Drosophilidae
Source: RefSeq, a predicted model, not a curated record